AUGACUUUUCGUUCGCGGAAAUGUCGAUCUACUUCGAUUUCUUCGUCGCAAGAGUCUAGGGUGAGUUGGUUUUGAGGUUUGGGCCUAAAAGUUGUUAAGUAAAUUAUUUACAUUAGUGAAAUAGGGUAGACUAAGUACAAAAUCUAGGCUUACAAAUAUUCGCUUAGCGUUGAAUUAAUAUUCUUAAAAUACCCUUAACCUAAUUCAAAUUCCCAAAAACCAUUUCCAGAAAAAAAUCGUGACUCGCGUUCAAGAAGGUCUUCUCGAAGGCGUCAGCCACACCACCAAAACCGGCUACACCUGCAAUUUCUUCCUAGGAAUCCCAUAUGCCAGCCCGCCAGGCCGAUUCGAGAAGCCUAAGCCUAUGACUCCAUGGGUCGGUGUGCGGAAAUGCGAUGAGCUGCCGAAUCGCAGUAUUUUUCGCGAGAUGUUUUGGGAGAAGUUUUUAGCCAAGGCUCCACAAAGCGAGGAUUGUCUGUAUUUGAAUGUUUUUGCUCCGGAGCUCAAGGCGGGCUCCGAUGCUCAAAAAUCCUACCCAGUAUUAUUCUACAUCCACUGCGGUGGAUAUAUGAUUGAUUCAACUGAACGGUACACUCCUGACACACUGUGCAAGCGGCUGAUCUCUAGAGAUAUCAUAAUUGUGACCUUCCACUAUCGCCUGGGAUAUCUAGGCUUCCUCUCAACAGGAGAUGAGAUCUGCCCAGGGAAUUUCGGGCUUUGGGAUAUGCUAGAGGCUCUGAAGUGGACCCACAAGAACAUCGCAAGUUUCGGCGGCGAUCCGGAAAACAUCACAAUCUCGGGGCAUUCCGCAGGUGCCGCAUCAGCAGAUCUACUCUCCUACUCUCCGCAUGCUUCCGGAAUCUUCAAACGGAAAAUCAUCAUGGGCGGAAAUUCACACUGCCAUUGGGCAGUGCAGAAGAGUUGCGCGGUGCGCGAGUAUUGUAUGCGACAGGCGAGGAAGCUGGGUUGGAAGGAGAAGCCUGGCGGGUAUGCGACGAAGCGGGAUGAGAGUUUGGCGUUGGUGGAGUUCUUCAAGAAGGUGCCGGCGGGGAAGUGAGUUUGAAGAGGGGUGGAAAAGGGGCGGGGCUGGGGUUUUGCAAGUCUGGCACACUUUUGUUCGAGCGCUCUGCGCGAGUGUAAACCGCAAGCUUCCGCGAAGCGGCACUGUCUUUCGCAAAACGGCUAAGCCUGUUCCUAGAAGCCUAGCCCCUUGCGCUCUGAAAAGUGGGCGGAGCCUAACUCCUGCAAUCCUGGCACACUUUUCCAUUUUCCAGAAUCGGCACAACAAUGUUCUUCUGCAAAACAAUUCCUGCAGAAUGCCGUCUUCCACUAGCCCCAGUCAUCGACGGCGAUUUCUUCCCAACCGAUAUCCCAAGCCUGCGCGAGACCCAAACCCACGUUCCCUCAAUUGUUGGGGGCGGGGAAUAUGAGGCUCUGCUUUUCGUAGCUAUUUAUUUGCUGAAGGGAAGUCAGAAGGAGGUGCAGAAGGUCAUAGAGAUGUUAGCGAAGAAGAUGAAGACCAGUAGAGCACAGGUGCUCGAGGGGAUUGGGUAUGUGUAUGAGGAGCAGUUGCAGGGCUGGAAAGAGCCCGGCGCAAGGCUCGAGGUUCUCCGAGCCCUCGAGGCCCUUCCCACUAAGUCACGCCAAAAAUUCUAUGUGGAUCUCAUCUCGGACAUUUUCGGCAACUAUGCCAAUCAUCAAUUCAUUCAAGAUCAAAUCACCAGGGAUAUCCCGUGCUAUGCCUAUAGUUUUGACUGGCAAAGCAAGCAGCUGUGGGGUUGGCUCCAGCAUGUGGUUCCGUUCACCGGCGGGACCCACACUUCGGAUUUGACUCAUCUUUUUGACUGUAACUACAUGUCGGCCGCUCUGGAUAUGAAUAAGAUGGAUAAAUUUGUGAGUAAGAUGACGCAGCAGUAUUUUACAAAUUUUAUCAAGACCGGCGAUCCGAACUUGGGAAGCCUGGACUCAGGCCAAGGGCUCGCAGAUGCUCGCAAUCUCCCCGAAUGGCUACCCAUGGCGCGCUCCCACGGGCAAGUUUUGAGUAUCAAACCGGCUCCCGAGAUGAAACAUACCGCCUAUUCUACCAGGAUGCAGAAAUUCGAGCAGUUUUUAGGCUCGCGGAGCUCUGACACUCAAGCGAAAAAUUCUUGUGUGAUAGAAAAUGACGUGCUCAAAAAUAUAACCACGGUUAUAGUUGAAUAAUUUUUUUUCGGUUUUUUAGUGAAAAAAAUUAAUUUUAGGAUGUUUCCGAAUGAUCUCUAUAAUAAAGUAUUUUUAUUUAAAAUUAGUUGUCUAUGAGAAAACCGCGACGCAGCCGCGACGCGUACAAAAACUUCUUUCUCAACUAGUAGCUGAUUGCUCAUGUUACAAAUCACAUUGCUAAUAUUAGAAGUCUUAUUGCUCAUAUAAAACUCUCUACUCAUCUGAAAUUUUCAGGAUCAAAAACCGCAACGCAACCGCGUCGCAUGA
Messenger RNA from Caenorhabditis angaria, 2469 nucleotides. Lineage: Eukaryota; Metazoa; Nematoda; Chromadorea; Rhabditida; Rhabditidae. The record is from the annotation of a GenBank genome assembly.